This is a messenger RNA of Tachyglossus aculeatus (Australian echidna), 4311 nucleotides long. It is a transcript of the gene PCSK6, whose product is annotated as proprotein convertase subtilisin/kexin type 6. The transcript is spliced from 22 exons. Gene Ontology annotation, cellular component: cell surface; membrane. Gene Ontology annotation, molecular function: serine-type endopeptidase activity. The record is from RefSeq and is a predicted model, not a curated record. Gene Ontology annotation, biological process: peptide hormone processing. Lineage: Eukaryota; Metazoa; Chordata; Mammalia; Monotremata; Tachyglossidae. The coding region runs from base 1 to 2928 and encodes 975 amino acids.
AUGCGGUUCCCGCCGGCGCCGCCGCCCUCCUUGCGCGCUCGGCUGCCCGGAGCUGGAGCGGGAAGGGGAGCGGGAACGGGAUCCCGUUCCCGUUGGGAAGGCGGGCGCUCCCGGGUUGUCCCACCGCCCCCUUGCCCCUGGGCGCUGCUCCUGCUGCUGCUCCUGCUGCUCCUGCUGCUGCUGGCGGUGCCCUCCGCCCGCUCCGCGCGGCCCUCCCGCGCCCUUUACACCAACCAUUGGGCGGUGCAGGUGGUCGGAGGGACCCCCGAAGCCGACAGGGUCGCCGCGGCUCACGGCUACAUCAACCUGGGCCAGAUUGGAAACCUGGAGAACUACUAUCAUUUCUAUCACAGCAAAACCUUUAAAAGAUCAACGUUCAGUAGUCGAGGAAUCCACACCUUCCUCAGAAUGGAUCCAAAGGUGAAAUGGCUCCAGCAACAAGAAGUUAAACGCAGGGUGAAGAGACACAUUCGAAAUGAGCCCCAUUCCCUCUAUUUCAAUGACCCGAUCUGGUCCAAUAUGUGGUACAUGCAUUGUGGUGAUAGGAGCAGUCGUUGCCGAACUGAAAUGAAUGUUCCAGCAGCGUGGAAGAGAGGAUAUACAGGGAAAAAUGUGGUAGUGACCAUUCUUGAUGAUGGAAUAGAGAAGAAUCACCCAGAUCUGGCACCAAACUACGAUCCCUACGCAAGCUAUGAUGUCAAUGGAAAUGAUUAUGACCCAUCUCCACGCUAUGAUGCCAGUAAUGAAAAUAAACAUGGCACACGGUGUGCUGGGGAAGUUGCUGCUUCAGCAAACAACUCCUACUGCAUAGUGGGCAUUGCAUAUAAUGCAAAAAUUGGAGGCAUUCGUAUGUUAGAUGGCGAUGUAACAGAUGUUGUUGAAGCGAAGUCACUUGGCAUCAGACCCGAUUACAUUGACAUUUACAGCGCGAGCUGGGGGCCAGAUGACGAUGGGAGAACGGUUGAUGGGCCCGGUCGGUUGGCCAAACAGGCUUUUGAGUAUGGCAUUCAAAAGGGUCGUGGGGGUUUGGGCUCCAUUUUUGUUUGGGCUUCGGGAAAUGGAGGACGAGAAGGAGACUACUGUUCCUGUGAUGGUUAUACCAACAGCGUUUACACUAUCUCCGUUAGCAGUACCACCGAGAAUGGUUACAAACCUUGGUACUUAGAGGAGUGUGCAUCCACCCUGGCUACAACCUACAGCAGCGGAGCAUUUUAUGAGAGGAAAAUUGUAACGACCGACUUACGCCAGCGCUGUACGGACGGACACACGGGGACCUCAGUGUCUGCUCCCAUGGUAGCAGGCAUCAUCGCAUUGGCUCUAGAAGCAAACAGCCAAUUAACCUGGAGGGACGUUCAACAUCUACUUGUGAAAACCUCCAGGCCGGCUCAUCUGAAAACAAGUGACUGGAAAAUAAAUGGAGCAGGUCGGAAAGUUAGCCAUCUCUAUGGAUUUGGCUUGGUGGAUGCUGAAGGUAUUGUUGUUGAAGCUAAGAAAUGGAGAGCAGUACCAUCUCAGCACACAUGCAUUGGAACCUCAGAUAAAAGACCCAGGAUCAUUCCGAUUGAGCAGACUGUACGGACAACCACUCUCACCAAUGCCUGUGCAGAGCAUUACGACCAGCAUGUGGUUUACCUAGAACAUGUGGUGGUUCGACUAUCUAUGUCACACCCCCGACGAGGAGAUCUUCAGAUUCAUCUGAUUUCUCCCUCAGGAACAAAGUCUCAACUUUUGGCAAGGAGAUCACUUGAUAUUUCAAAUGAAGGCUUUACCAACUGGGAAUUCAUGACUGUCCACUGCUGGGGAGAAAAAGCUGAAGGAGAAUGGACUUUGGAAAUUCAUGACAUGCCAUCCCAGGCCCGUAAUCCCGAGAAGCAAGGGAAAUUGAAAGAGUGGAGUCUCAUUUUAUACGGCACGGCUGAGCACCCUUACAACACGUUCAGUUCCCAUCAGUCGCGGUCAAGAAUGCUGGAGAUUUCAACGUCUGAACUGGAACCAUCCAAAAUCGCUUUGUUCCAUAGUCAGAUGGAGGUCCCGGACGAUGAGGAUGAUUACACAGCUCCUUCCAUCCAAGGCUCUUCUAAUAUUUUACAGACAAGUCCAUGUCAUCCGGAGUGUGGCGACAAAGGAUGUGAUGGACCCAAUGCCAACCAGUGCUUAAACUGCAUCCAUUUCAGUCUUGGUGGUGUCAAAACUGUCAGGAAGUGUGUGAAUGUUUGCCCUCCAGGGUACUUUGGCGAUGCUACUUCAAGAAGGUGUCGAAGGUGUCAUAGAGGAUGCGAGACCUGCACGGGCAGGAGUCAGAACCAGUGCUUGUCUUGUCGCCGAGGUUUUUACCACCACCAAGACACACACUCCUGUGUGAACAUGUGUCCCGCUGGAUUUUACUCCAACGAAAGUCAGAAAUAUUGCCUAAGAUGUCAUCCAAGUUGUAAAAAAUGUGUUGGUGAGCCUGAGAAAUGUACUGUCUGCAAAGAGGGUUUCAGCCUGGCAGGAGUUCGAUGUAUCCCAGACUGUGAACCGGGGACAUACUUCAACUCUGCUUUGAUCGAAUGUGGGAAGUGCCAUUCAACAUGCCAUACCUGUGUAGGGCCAAGCAGAGAAGAAUGUAUCCAUUGUGCCAAAAAUUUCCACUUCCAUGACUGGAAAUGUGUCCCUGCCUGCAGUGAGGGAUUUUACCCUGAGGAGAUGCCAGGUUUACCUCAUAAAGUGUGCAGAAGGUGUGAAGAAAACUGUCUGAGUUGUGAAGGCUCCAGCAAGAACUGUGUCAAAUGUAAAGAAGGCUAUGCGCAGCUUGGGGGCUCAUGUAUAACAAACCACACUUGCAGCAAUGCUGAUGAGAUGUUUUGUGAGAUGGUGAAAUCAAACAAGCUCUGUGAGAGGAAGCUCUUCAUUCAGUUUUGCUGUCGGACAUGCCUUCUGACUGGAUAGAGAAGAAAAGCCUCUAAAUUGAAAAGGCAAAGCAUCCCUGCAGUCCAGUCUUGCCAAACCUUGAGGACGAAAUCUUUUUCAGCUUUGGGAGAGUUUUCAAGUGGUGCAAUUGAGUUAGUAAAUUUGACAGGUUUAAUCUCAACAUAAAUUUGCUUCUCCAAGCAAUGUGGCUAAUGGUGUUAAGCCUAGGUGGAGCGAUAGUACUAUAUGGAGGAAAAUGUCCAACGGAUACUUUUUUUUAUGAUGAUACUAAUUGUCAAACAUUGCUCCUGAUUUGGGAUGGGUGUGUGACCAAACACCUGGCCUUGUUAGUUAGCCAAAACAUUUUGACAAGUGAAAGAUGGAAGCCCAGAGAAUAGAGAAUUGUUGCUGAGGACUCGUAGCGGCAUCUAAGAAUGUGUGUUGUCAGCAUCUCUUUAACCAAAGUGGGAAGGGGAGAAGCUUGGAAUGAACGAUUGCUUUUCUGUUUGUACUAUCGUGCGGCAGUGUCACAAAUCUACAAAGGACAAAAACAAUCAACUACUUUUUUUUUUAUUCUGUCCAUAUAAAAUGAAGGAUUUGGGGAAUUCAUCUUCCACAUUAGAAACAAAAUAUUCAUGUUGGUGAUUUUGUCAGACCACGAAUAGUCUAUUUUGGGCCAUAAAUCUGGUGACCACUGGGGAUGCAGUGUUCAUUUCCAUUUAGCAAAUAUUUACUUAUGUUCUAAACCUGCUGUAAAUUGUAAAUUUAAUCCAGAAGCGGGGACAGUAAAUGCUUCCUUACUCUGCAAAAGUCUUCAUUAAAACAGAUGGUAAUCCCAUAUUAUUUAUACUUUAUAGGUUCCUUAUCUUAGUUUUUGUGUUUUCAUUUUGAUUAAUGCAAUUGGAUUAAUACCAGCUCACCGACAAAACCACUUCCUGAUGAUAAUGGCAGAUUUGGAGGCCACCUCUUCCAAAGACAUUCCAAUCAGUAAGCCAAGAAAAGCCUGAAUUACACAGAGCAGUACUAUUAAACAAAUAGAAAUAGAGUCAAUAUAUUUUUAAUAAUGUUGCUUGGUGUUUUAUGGAAUUGUUUUUUAAAAAAUUAUUUGGCACUGUUUAAGUUAUACGGUCAGCUGAAUUUUUUUUCCAGAAAGUCUGUUGUAAAGGAGAAUGAACAUGUUUCUUAUCUGUAUGUUUUGUGGACCUGUAUGACAGACAGAUUAUUCCUUUAAACGUUCGUUAACAUCUUAUUUUGUAAACUGCAUUUUCUAAGUUUUCCCCAUGUUAAUUAUUUUGAGAAAUAUUUCAUUUUUCUAGUGAAGUGCACAAAUCUGCUUCGUCAGCUUCCUAUAAUGUGGGAAUAGCAAGUUUUUUAUUUAAACUUAAAUUUGCUUUGAACAUUAUUAAACAUUGUUUCUCCCCA